Molecule: messenger RNA, 997 nt
Organism: Phascolarctos cinereus (koala)
Lineage: Eukaryota; Metazoa; Chordata; Mammalia; Diprotodontia; Phascolarctidae
Product: GLIPR1-like protein 1
Cellular component (GO): extracellular region
Source: RefSeq, a predicted model, not a curated record
AUGGAGGCAGAGCUUGGGGCUGGUGUGGGCGAGGUAAGGGUGUGGCUAGGGCGUGGUCAGGGCGGGGCAGAAUCAGCCGUUGAGGGGCAGUUAGUGGCUGUCGGUAGCUCACUGAAAUGUUCCAAAGUCCCUCGUGGAUCCCAAGGACUCAAUCCUCAACCCAAAUUGCUAGUCAUGAUGUUGGAUCAGAGGAUCCCCCAGCUCCAGAUCCUGGUCUUUAUGGCCGCACAGUCAUCCCUUGCUCAGCUGCCCCCAAUACCACCAAUCACGGAUCCCAAAUUUAUCGAGGAUUGUGUCAAAAUCCACAAUGAGUCGCGGGCUGUAGUUAACCCGCCAGCUGGAAACAUGAAAUAGGUGACUUGGGAUACCAGUUUAGCAAAGACUGCCAGAGCAUGGGCAAAGAAAUGUGUUUUUAAACAGAAUGUUUAUAUAGCCAAAAGACAUGCAUGCCAUCCUCUUUUUAAAACUGUAGGAGAAAAUUUAUGGAUGGGCACACUGACCGAAUAUGUUGUCAGAAAUGCUACUACAGAUUGGUUCAAUGAAGUAAAAUAUUUUGAUUUGAGUGACAAUAGAUGUUCGAGAGUCUGUGGCCAUUACACUCAGGUUGUCUGGGCCUCUACCUAUAAAGUUGGCUGUGCUCUUAAAAUGUGUCCUAAUUUAGGAAAACAUGUUGCAAUGUUUGUGUGCAAUUAUUCACCUGAAGGAAACUUGAUUGGAACGAGGCCUUAUACAAAAGGAGUAUCAUGCACUUAUUGUGAGGAAGGAGAUACUUGUGAAAAUAAUCAAUGCAGUAAGCAACAGUUGAAUGAGUUGAAAAAUUAUCCAUAUUGGAAUCCAACUUGGGAAAUUCCUCGUCGAAUUACAUGUGAUCCAUUCUGUCAAAUCUGAGGCCAGAGGAGAUCCUGCAGAGAAGAAAAGAAUGGACUAGUGAAAUCAGGUAGUAAGGCUGAUAAAGCAAUUUAUGUGAACUUGGCAUUAUAGCUUACAUAAACGUGAA